AUGGCUUGGGAGCGCACCCAGCAGAGAGGAGAGCUUCCGAAAUACGAUCAAACUAUUUUCUUCCUCAAGACGAACUGCCAAAUCUUGGAACAGUGUGAAUCAUCACGAGCUCUAUCUCAGCCAACAGUUCCCAAGACAAAAGCCAUGUCAAGCAUUAGCAAGAUGCCACCGCUAAAAACAAAUGCAGCCACCAAAAGCUCCAGUACCUAUCAAGCGUCGUGUCAAAUCUGUGGUGGUGGACAUUUCAACUUCCAGUGUGAAACGUUCAAGCAACUAACUGCCACACAACGGGCAGAAAAGGUUCGAGCAACUGGUUUGUGCUACAACUGCCUCCGCAAGGGCCAUCAGUCGAGAGAAUGUACGUCGAGCAAAACAUGCCAACGAUGCAGCAAAAGACACCAUACCCUCCUCCACGAAGAAACCGGACGGAACAACAGCCAAGAGGGCAAAACAAAUGUCGCUUGCCCACAGUCACCUCGAAUCGUCAAUCAAGAAGCUGCUAUUCAACCUCCUGUUCCGGUGGUGGAUCAAUCCGUAUCCACUACUUGCUCAAGUAACUAUGUUCCAGCAUCGAAGACCGUUCUACUGCUCACUGCAGUCGUCCAAGCCAUAGACAAACAUAACCGACCACAUCCGUGCCGAGUUUUACUUGACAGUGGGUCUCAAGUAAAUUUCGUCACUGAGGAAAUGGCAAACCGCCUUGGUGCUCCUAAGAUGCAAGCUAACGUCCCAAUCACAGGAAUCAACGCUUUGAGAAGCCUAGCUCGGGAUAAAGUCUUCAUUAAAUUUCGAUCAAGCUACGGAGGUUUUCAAGCAAAUAUUUGGGCUUAUUCUACGAGUCGAGUGACAAUAAGCCCAAUUGAGUGCCUGGUUACUCCCAAAGUGACUGGUAUUAUUCCGAACGUAAGGAUCGAUUUUGAUUCAUGGAAACUUCCAGAAGGCAUCCAGCUCGCCGAUCCACGUUUCUUCCAUCCAGAAAAGGUCGACAUGCUUAUCGGAGGAGAGCUUUUCUUCGAUAUUUUGAAGCCUGACCACUUUAGCCUUGGUACGAAUCUUCCUCAACUACGUGACACUCAUCUAGGAUGGGUGGUAGCAGGCGUGAUAAACGAGCCAUACAUUUCCAAUGCGGCAAUUCUACAUGCCAACGUUGCGUCAGUCAACUCCAUUGAGAAAACGAGGCAACAAUUCUGGAGUAUGGAGGAAGUACCGGAUGUGUCUCCUUUUUCACCCGAACAACUGUCCUGUGAAGCACAUUUUAUGUCAACAUACGAGCGUAAUGAAGCCGGCAGAUUCGUGGUGAGAUUACCCUUCAAGGACAACGUAGAUCUGCUAGAUAAUUGUUGUUCUCUGGCAUUAAAACGAUUUCUUAUGCUGGAGAAACGCUUAGAACGCAAUCCGGAGCUAAAGCAACCAUACUGCGAAUUCAUCAAGCAAUAUGAAGAACUCGGUCACUGCCGGGAAAUCAAGGAGGCUGACGAUCCACCGAAUUUGAGCACCUACUACCUUCCACACCAUGCUGUUCUACGACCAUCGAGCUCAACCACCAAGUGUCGUGUGGUAUUCGACGCUAGUGCCAAAUCGGAGGCGUCUAAAUUAUCGCUCAACGAAGUGCUACAGGUCGGUCCGGUGGUGCAAAACGGGAUAUUUUCUAUUACGUUGCGAUUCCCAACGAGGUGUUUGGUACAGCUAGCUAAGGAUGAUGGCGCUGAUUUUCCUAUCGGUGCUCGCAUUUUGCGUGAAGACUUUUACGUCGAUGAUGCCCUGUCUGGUGCCAACACUAUAGAAGAAGCCAUCGAGUGUCAACAUCAACUAAAUUUUCUUCUUGCUCGAGGUGGAUUUCACAUCCACAAAUGGUGUUCAAACUCGAACGAAUUCCUCGAACACAUACCACCAGCCGAUCGUGAAAGGAGGGUUCCAUUAACCGAAUAUGGACCGAACGAGGUGAUAAAGGUGCUUGGUUUAUUCAGUUGUAAGCCGAAAGAUAAGCCAGCCACAAAACGAGAAAUUUAUUCUGAGGUGGCAAAGUUAUUCGACCCACUUGGGCUUUUCGCGCCGGUUAUCGUUAUUGCCAAGCUAUUGGUACAACAGCUGUGGAGAACGUCAGCAGGAUGGGAUGAUCCAAUCGACAAAACAUGUCAAGAAAAAUGGUCUGUUCUUCAAGUGUCGCUGCCAGAACUUCAACUUAUCAAGGUUCCACGAUGUGUUGCAUUUCCUGAUAGUGUCGCUUAUGAAUUGCAUGGCUUCGCUGAUGCAUCAAAUGUGGCUUAUGGUGCGUGCAUCUAUUUGCGAAGCAUUUUCGUUGAUGGUUCUGCACGAUUGCGUCUUUUAUGCAGCAAAUCAAAGGUCGCUCCAUUGCACGAUCUUUCCAUUCCACGGAAGGAACUUUGUGCUGCCCUUCUAUUGACGCAAUUAAUCGCCCAAGUGAUUCCUGCGCUCCAGAUGCCUUUUCGAAGAGUUGUCCUUUGGUCGGACAGUACAAUCGUUUUGGCUUGGCUCAAGAAGCCAUUGGAUCAGCUUCAAACGUUCGUGAGGAAUCGGAUUGCGAUUAUACAAACAGAGACCAAGGAGCAUGAAUGGAAUUAUAUUCGUUCGGCAAACAAUCCCGCCGACAUCGUUUCACGAGGGCAGCUGCCGGAGGACUUGAAACAAAACAUCCUUUGGUGGAAUGGUCCACAUUUUCUGGAGGAGUGCACAUACGAGGUCGACGAAGUUGAAGAAAUUCCCGAGAACAAUCUUCCUGAGCUUAAAGCUCAUGUUGCAACGCCUGAAAGUAGCUGCGACCCUUUUCCAUUCUUUCUGCAUCAUAGUUCGUUUAGGAAAAUCCAACGUAUCAUGGGAUAUGUUUUGAGGUUCAUCAGCAACUGCCGGGGUAUCCGGACAUCGAAUCCGGUGAAACAAAUUCCUCUCACUAUCGUAGAACUUCGUCAAGCAUCAGAAGCAAUCGUGAAAGUGAUCCAGCGUUUGCAUUUCGGCGAUGAAAUUCAACGAGUGAUUUCCAAACAAACAUGUAAGCGUCUUGGCAACCUGAGUCCAGUGUAUGAUAACGGCUUACUACGAGUCGGAGGGCGAUUGGAUCGCUCUAAAUUGCCAUUUGCAUCGAAGCAUCAACUCAUUAUUCCCGACAAAGAUCCUGUAAUAAAGAAAAUAAUUAGUGCGUUGCAUGUAGAACAUCUCCACGUUGGACAAACUGGUUUAAUCAGUGUUAUUCGCCAAAGAUACUGGCUCCUGAACGCGAAAUCUACUGUGCGACAAGUCGCUCGUUCCUGUGUCAAAUGUUUUCGUGUUAAUCCCGUUGAAAUCAAGCAGCUGAUGGGGAAUCUACCGUCGUCAAGAGUCGUGCCAUCACCACCUUCCGCUGUGACUGGGGUGGAUUAUGCAGGUCCGUUCCAAGUGAGACAAGGUUCACAUCGUCCGAUGCUGAUGAAAUCGUAUGUUGCGGUUUAUGUAUGUAUGGCGACGAAGGCUGUGCAUUUGGAAAUUGUAUCGGAUUUAUCAACUGAUGCCUUCCUGGCGUCAUUAAGAAGAUUUGUUAGCAGAAGAGGAAUGGUACAGCAAAUACAUUCGGACAAUGCUACUAAUUUUCACGGAGCGGAGAAUGAACUACACGCGUUAUACCAGCAAUUCCAAGACCAACAAGUAGUGAAGAAAAUUCAACAGUUUUGCCAUGUACGGGAAAUCCAGUGGCAAUUCAUUCCACCGGACGCACCAGAGUUCGGUGGUCUCUGGGAAGCAGCAGUUAAGGCGACGAAAUUCCACCUGAAGCGCAUAGUAGGCAAUGUAAAACUCACGUUUGAAGAAAUGGCGACUAUUCUGACGGAGAUAGAAGCUAUUUUGAACUCUCGUCCAUUGUUCAGUUUGUCCAGUGAUUCAUCAGACCCACAGGUAAUUACACCAGCUCAUUAUUUGAUAGGUCGACCCUUGAAUGCUCCAGCCGAGCCAUCCUUGGAAGAUAUCAAGGUCAACCGACUUGAUAGAUGGCAGCAUCUGCAACUAAUGCGUGAGCAUUUCUGGCGAGCGUGGUCUAGGGACUACCUCAAUACUCUUCAGCCACGUAAAAAAAACCUACAUGUAACAACAAAUCUGCGGCCUGGAAUGGUAAUCCUUCUCCACGAUAAGAACCAACCACCGCUCAGUUGGAAACUGGGCAGAAUCACAGCUGCGUAUCCAGGUGAUGACGGCUUAGUCCGAGCCGUUGACGUAUUCAGCAAUGGAGCAACCUACCGCCGGCCCAUCAACAAGGUUUCAGUUCUUCCUAUCGAGGACAACAUCGUCUCUUCUUCUGUGCCUAGUUCUGUUGAUACGAUGUCUCAACCGGGGGGAGAAUGUUCCGUUCGUCACAGCAGCGACGCCCAAUAUUGA
Armigeres subalbatus is the source of this 4359-nucleotide messenger RNA. RefSeq lists its product as uncharacterized. Gene Ontology annotation, biological process: DNA integration. The coding region runs from base 1 to 4359 and encodes 1452 amino acids. The record is from RefSeq and is a predicted model, not a curated record. Gene Ontology annotation, molecular function: zinc ion binding; nucleic acid binding. The transcript is spliced from 4 exons. Lineage: Eukaryota; Metazoa; Arthropoda; Insecta; Diptera; Culicidae.